Molecule: messenger RNA, 1454 nt
Organism: Photinus pyralis (common eastern firefly)
Lineage: Eukaryota; Metazoa; Arthropoda; Insecta; Coleoptera; Lampyridae
Product: four and a half LIM domains protein 2-like
Exons: 3
Coding region: 163-876 (237 amino acids)
Cellular component (GO): Z disc; nucleus
Molecular function (GO): transcription coregulator activity
Source: RefSeq, a predicted model, not a curated record
AAUGUUUAUUCGAUUUAGUUUUGCCUGGUACCGACCAACGUAGUUCUUUUAAAGACAUCGCCGUGAGGAGACCGCAUAAUAAUAAUUAUUUGAAAAGUUGAUUUCGUGCGCGUUUUGACGUUCGGGGUGUGUUUGGUUCAUUGUGAUGAGUUUGCGGAUAUAAUGGCGGGCGUUUUAAGUGAUCAGUUAAAGUCGCUUAAUCUGCGAACGAAGACUGUUGGUGAGGACCGAAUUCGGCGCGCAAGAGAACGCAACGAGGAUGUGGCUAUUUUGUCGAUGGACUUGCCUGGGGAGAAAAAGACAUUCGCGUGCUGCUUGGGAGAUGAGUGUUUAAUGGGAGAUGCUAAAUUACUGCCUUUAGGAACUAAGAAGAUGGAAUAUAAAACAAGGCAGUGGCACGAGAAGUGUUUCUGUUGUAACGUCUGUAAAACUCCCAUUGGAACCCAGAGCUUCAUUCCGAGGGAGCAGGAAAUUUACUGCGCCAAGUGCUACGAGGAUAAGUACGCCACUCGUUGCAUCAAGUGCAAUAAGGUGAUUACAAGCGGAGGUGUAACUUACAAGAACGAACCGUGGCAUAGAGAAUGCUUCACGUGCACCAACUGCAAUACCAGCUUGGCCGGCGCUCGCUUUACCAGUCGAGAUGACAAGCCGUACUGCGCCGAAUGUUUCGGCGAACUGUUUGCUAAGAGAUGCACGUCUUGUAAUAAGCCAAUUACUGGUAUCGGAGGUACGAAGUUUAUAUCGUUCGAGGACAGGCAUUGGCACAACGAUUGCUUUUAUUGCGCCAAUUGCCGUACGAGCCUUGUCGGACGUGGUUUUAUUACUGAUGCGGAUGAUAUUAUAUGUCCCGAUUGUGCUAAGAAAAAUUUCAUGUAACUUUUUUAUUUCUUCACGCUUCAUUUUCAAUUAGCUUUACUUUCGUUUUAGCAAUAUUUAAAUCUUAAUUUAUGAGGAGGUAAUUUUAUCAAUUAUAAGUGGGUUUAGAAUGUGAUGUUCACUAUGUGUCAUAAUUUAUUAACAUUCGCUUAUAUAAUCUUGUAUUCUAUCAUUAAAUAUUAAUUUCAAAGGUCACCCGGCAAUAAUUUUUUAACAUUUAACUAAAGACCUUUAAUUUAGCAAAAUUGUACUCAUAUAUUGUUAAUGUUAUGGAAAUGUACAUUUCGAAUGUGUGGCCUUAAAUUUGGAAUAACUAGAAACCUACCACGUUUCGUAGGUUGUGUGCCUCUAGUAGUUUUAACUUCAUCUAAAUCUGGUUAACUACCUGGUUAAUGUAGAUAAAAAAGCAAGUGUAUACAGCUUAAAGGCAUUUAUUGAGCUAAUUUGGUGCUACAUGAGUAGUUAGAAUGUUUAGUUUACAUACAAUAUUGAAUGUUAUUUUUUAAUAGUUUAAUCGUAUUUGCGAAUUUUAAAUGAUAUCUAAUACAUAUGUAAGCUUCAUUAAAUUAUUUAUAAUA